UAUGGUACUGAUGUAAUUAACUCUUGGAUGAAAGCAGAAGAGAAUAUGUUGUUAAUGAGAGGCAGUAUGUACCAAUUAUAACAGAGAAAACCAUCGCCCAUGUCGUGGGAGGCUAAAUACGUACAGAACUUAGUUUUCUUGCAGGAACUGAGACAAGGCAUUGCUUCAACAGAAGCUGAAAAUCAUGAAACCAUAAACGAGCUUGUAAAGAGGAAGAAAGCGAUUUUAAAAAUUGUCAUGGGAAUUGAAAAAAGCUACAAGGUUCACCCAAGAUGGAGAAUGGGCGAGGAGAAAUUCAACGUGGCAGCAUUGUCUGUUCUUCGGGAUAGGCGAAACCAAGCAUUAGAAAAAUUAUACUCACUUGCAGUCGAACGUAUGUUCUUAUUAAAUUUGAAGCGAAAAUAUGCAGACGGCCAAGCAAUUGCAGAGAAAGUUUCUAAGCAGAUAACACAAAGGACGAAUUCUGCUAAAGUAGUUGUUGAAAAGUACAACGCUAGCCUUGCUGCUUGGAAAGACAAUGUAACUGGGUUGCCAGAAGAGCUAGAGUUUGACAAGGUAAAAGAUCCAGAAUCCGACCUAUAUAAGGAUUUCAGAGAAAGCACUUUGAGUGAGGAUCAAGUUCCAUAUUCUGUGAAGAAAAGCGCAAUAGAUUUGCAUAAUUUCAUCGAAAGAUGCAAGGAGGAAACAAGUUAUUUGAAAACUGAAAUGUGUAGGCUUGUUACGUAUCACCAAACCCAAAAGUCAAGUUUUUUAGAAUGGCUGAAGGACAACAAUGACUCGUCAUCAACCGUACUCAUUCGAGGAAUUCGGUGCAUACUUCAAAGAAAGAUUCUGGAAGAGGAAAACAAACUAAUUGUUCUUGGUGCAACGUUUGGCAAUCACCUACCAGAUAAUGUAUCAUCGUCCAUUCCAAAAAUCGAAUGGAGUCAUGAAAGCACCAUGCCCUCUACCAAACACGUUUUCGAGAACUUGGAUCAACUAGAUGACCAAAGGGAACAGAGUGAAGAACAGGACGAUGAGAUAUUGUCAAUUUUAGACAGUUCAGAUGACGAGGUUGAAGAUGAAUCUGAAAUGGAUUUCUAAAUAAAUGCAAAGCUCUCUGUAUCAUUUUGCAUGAUGUUUGAUGUACAUAAUAGGUUUUUUAAUUAUAUAUCUUGUCUAUA
This is a messenger RNA of Dendronephthya gigantea, 1163 nucleotides long. RefSeq lists its product as uncharacterized. The record is from RefSeq and is a predicted model, not a curated record. The transcript is spliced from 5 exons. The coding region runs from base 100 to 1083 and encodes 327 amino acids. NCBI's taxonomy places the organism in Eukaryota, Metazoa, Cnidaria, Anthozoa, Malacalcyonacea, Nephtheidae.